GAGUUAUCACUGAUGGAUUGCUCCGCAACCGAACUGCCGCUACCUCUGGAAAACGGCGCAAGCGAGCGCUGCAUCACUACGACCGUGCAGGUGGACAGAGCUGUGCAGGUGUCGUCAUUAUUCUCGGUUUCGGCAAUGGACAAACGAAAGUGGAGACGUAAGGAGCGAGACUUGAACGCGCGAAUUUAGCGACUCAAGAACACCGCCGACAAGUACAAACAGGAACUGCAAAAGCUCAAGGAAGAAUGCUAUGUGUCUGCAUUCCUGCAAGUUGUGGAGAAAGCGAAAGAGAAAGACCUGGCUGCUUCAAUAUUAGUGGAACAAGUUCAGAAUUUCGCGAAGAAGAAACCAACGUGGUCUGAAGUGACAGUGAGCCAUGCUGUGGUUUUGCGUAAUCUCUCGACUCGUGCAUACGAACACGUAAGGAGCACAGGUAUUCUUCGACUUCCCUGUCGAAGUACCCUCGAGCGCUUUAUGGGCUCAUCACGUGGAGAAGUUGGCAUGACCGAACUCGUGAAGCAAAGGCUGUCUGCAGAACUCGCUUCUCAUCCCUCGUUGCAUGCGAGGGCAUGCUCUUUAAUUGUAGACGAAAUGCGCGUCAAACAACGGCUACUGUAUCACAAGCAAAGAGAUGCCUUCAUCGGCGAAGUGGACUAUGGUGUGAACUUCCCCAAAGAAACAACAAAUGAGCCUGUGCUGGCCAACUCACUCUUUUGUUUCGUCCUUAACGGCCUUUCAGUUUCGUUCAAAAUACCCGUGGCGUACUUUUUCGCGAGAAACUGCACUGGCCGUGAGCUGCACAUGCUCAUGAGACACGUUCUGAAGGAAGUUGAAGAAAUAGGAUUUUUCGUCGUGCGCAUUGUCACAGACAACCACAAGAUCAAUGUCUUGGCUAUGCAACUUCUGUGCAACGGAAGCCUCAAGCAUUGCAUUAACCACCCUGGCAAAGCAAAUCGAAAGCUCUUUCUUGCAUUCGAUCAGUGCCACCUGAUCAAAAACGUGCGAUCACAGUUUUUGUCCCGUGACAACGGAAAAGGCGGCGAAAUAUCAGCGAACCACUUGAAGAGCCUCUACAGAAUGCAGCAAGGCAGCCUUGUAAAGCCAGUACGAUUUUUGACGAGAAAGCACGUAUUCCCUACGAAUAUGGAAAAAAUGAACGUGCAGAGAGCAGUGCAAGUUUUUUCUCCUCCCGUGACAGCUGCUAUGAAGCUCUUGCAAGAGCAGGCGGGCCACACGUGCGACGCAAGCUUCGCGGGUGUCGGACCGACGGUGCAAUUUAUGGACACCGUGCACCGCUGGUUCGUGCUCAUGGACGUGAGUAAUUGUACCCAGCACAUACAUCAGAAGAAUGCUGACUGCAAGCAGUUUGAAUCUGCAGGCGAUGAAGGACUAAUCUGGCUGGAGACAAGCUUCCUGGACUACCUGGCUGAUCUCAAAAGUCAGUGCCUGGCAAAGAACUUUCUAACCAAAGAGACUUAUGAGGGUCUUGUGAUCACAACUCGUUCGAACGUUGAGUGCAUUAGAUAUCUUCUUGAAGAGAUGUCUUUUCACUUCGUUUUGACGAGGAAAAUGUCAUCGGACCCAAUCGAGUCGUUCUUUGGCUGGCUCAGGAAAUCAGCAGGAUCAAAUGACCAAACGGACGUCCGCGCCGUGCUCACAGGCAUUGAGAAAACCCUCAAGACCGGUUUCGCAUCGGCGUCGAGUACAAGCAACAUAAUGGCAGCAGAAGAGAGUGAUUGCUUGUCAACGCUGCCGCAACAGAAAAACACAAGGGAGCAAACCAGCGAGGAAUUCCCUGCAGAUGCACGUAGAGAGCUCAUAGAGCGACUAAACCGAGAUAAGCCUCUACUUCCCACUCCAGAUGUGGCCGCUUCUAUGGUUGGUGGCUACCUCGCAAGAGCCGUACGAGAAAACUUCGAAUGUGUGGAGUGCUUCGCGCUCUUAACAAAGCCAAACGCCUCGACACCAUUGGACUCGCUCAUUAAACACCAAGACCGCGGUGGACUUCUUUACCCGUCCGCACAAUUUCUAGAUGUUCUCUACGCACUACAGAAGUUCGUCGAAGUUCUUCUAGCAAGAAGAAGGCGUAUGCAUCACCCUCUAAAAGAGGUUGUGAACAAUGCUACCGAAAUCCUCCGCGAGCACAAAGCUUUGAUGUGUUCGAAGCCAGGGCACCAAGAGAAUUUGCUCAAAUUGUUGCUUACGAAGUUCUUUCGCCCAAUAUUCACCAAUUUCGCUCUGAAAGCGACAGACAAACAAGACGUCGCCAAAGUGUUCGCAAUAAAGCCACUGUCACGAAAGACCCUGAAACUGUGAGCUUGAUCUCACAGCUGGGGGCCUAAGUGAAAGGUCCAGUUUUCACAAUAUGUCUCGUGUUGCUUGCUUUCAAUGUACUGUGGGGAUGGAAAGAAACGCGAACAGUGCGGCACCUACAUUCUCUGAUAUUUCGCAUUUCUUUUCGAGUGGUUGCGGCCUGCAUGAUAACUAGAAGCCACUAGAAUACAACUAUUCUACCAUC
Dermacentor silvarum is the source of this 2518-nucleotide messenger RNA. RefSeq lists its product as uncharacterized. The record is from RefSeq and is a predicted model, not a curated record. Lineage: Eukaryota; Metazoa; Arthropoda; Arachnida; Ixodida; Ixodidae.